Molecule: messenger RNA, 1505 nt
Organism: Andrographis paniculata
Lineage: Eukaryota; Viridiplantae; Streptophyta; Magnoliopsida; Lamiales; Acanthaceae
Exons: 5
Coding region: 123-1130 (335 amino acids)
Source: RefSeq, a predicted model, not a curated record
UUCCAUCAAGUUGGGUGUGGAUCACAUCGACGGUUCAGAUUCUCCCAUCAUCAUCGCAAGGCAUUUUCGCGGCAUUAGUAGAACACUAGGAACCCUUACUUCCGGCAACGAGCGGCGCCGCCAUGAGCCACCGCAAGCCACCCAUUGCACUACUCCCUACGGAAUCGUUUCAACUCGAAUCCGGCCUCUCCCUCACGCCGCGGAUCAAAUUCAACCUAACAAUUUACCGAGCCGACAAAUCUGUAUCUCCAGUCGAUGAGUGGAAGCUUAAGAAUUCGCUGAUCGAGUAUCUCAGGUCAUGGCACUCGAUCUCGGUUCCUGAAGAAGAUAUCAAGAUUUUUAAGUACAGAGACCUGAAGAAGCGGAAGCGGGAAGAUCCUGUGGCGCGUGGAAGCUUGGUCGUGCUGGAUUUUACUUUCCUGUUGAAGAAAUUGGGGAUGAGCGGGGAGGAGGAUGUGGAGAAGGAGUUUUUUAAGUGGAGGAAGGAGAUUGUGGCGGCCAUGGAUGGAAUGGAACUGAAUUUGGAGGGCGUGAAGUUUAAGUUAGUCGGUGAGGUUUACGCAGGCGAUGAUUUUGCAAGGAUGAGGAAAGAGUGGGAGGAUAUUGCAGCCUUCAGACCUAGAGGAUAUCAAAGGGUUGAUAAACAGGAGCCAGAUACAAUCAUACUGAGGGGUGUUCCAUCGAGGUGGUUUGCUGAGCCUCGUGUUUCUUCAAAACCUUCAAUGCUCGUUACUCAUACAAUAUUUUCAGUAUUUGGAAAGAUAAGGUGUCUUGAUGUUGGGGAGGACAAUGAUGCGGGUGAGGGAGAGGAUGAAGAUAAUGAGAAUCUAGUUUCAGGUCUUCACUGUAAGAUUGUGGCUCAAUUUGAAGAUCACAAAGACUUCUGUAAUGCCUUGAAGGUUUUAUGUGGCCGCUCUUUAAAUAAGCAAGGAUCCCGGAUGAGGGCUGAUUAUGAAGUGACUUGGGAUAAGGAUGGAUCGUUUCGAAGUGGUAGGGGCCAAGCAGAACACAUUAGAAGAUGGACUCCGGCAACUGGGCCGGAAAAUUACAGAAGUGGAGCAUCUGUUCGCCCUUCACAAACACCACAAUAUAGCCCUGACGACUCCCGCAGAAAGCGAUUCAGGGAUUGAAGAAAAGAUCAUACAAGUCACUGAAGAUUCAAGAAAAGUGAAAUUUGGAAACUUCAUGGUGCCGAAAUCUUGUCUCGACUCAAAGAACAGGUAGACGUUCGUUCAUAAAAUUUUCCAUUUCCCCGGGUCUGACUGGGCAAUCUUCUUGUCAUUUUGCUGAUAAUCUGCCAAAAAUUGUGCUGUUUUUUGUUGAAUCCUUUGGAUAAGCUGCUGCUUUAUGAUGGUUCAUGUUUUCUUGUUCUUGAUUGUGCAACUAUGUUCUUAUUGUAUUAGGUUGUUGUGUAAGGGUAGUUUUGGAAAGUCAAAAAAGAAUGUAAACGGGGCAUUCCGAGAAUCGAACUCGGGACCUCUCGCACCCGAAGCGAGAAUCAUACC